AUGGACUCCCCCCAGAAUGGCUGCUACCGGCGUCUGUGUCCCCAGGAUGAGCUGCAGUUGCCUCCUGCAUCUCUGGGAGACUCUCCAAGAUCAGCAGGUAGCUCUGCCUCAGGCUACUGUCAAACGGCAGCUUCUGCUCUGAUCCUGGAGCAGGUGAGAUUUUUGUGUGCACCCUUUAAAAGUGGAGACUCUAUUUCCCACAGCUCUCUGGGACUCCCAAAAGUAAGCCCCAUAGGCCUUCAAAGACAAAUGUUCUGGGGUCUCAUCUUCCUGGCCCAGGACCGCUGGCCUGGGGAGGCUGAUGUGGGGCUCAGACCCUUCCCGCCUUGGGGAGAAGCUCUGUAA
Molecule: messenger RNA, 345 nt
Organism: Rangifer tarandus platyrhynchus (Svalbard reindeer)
Lineage: Eukaryota; Metazoa; Chordata; Mammalia; Artiodactyla; Cervidae
Source: the annotation of a GenBank genome assembly